This is a messenger RNA of Neogale vison (American mink), 2652 nucleotides long. RefSeq names its product coiled-coil domain containing 178 (gene CCDC178). Lineage: Eukaryota; Metazoa; Chordata; Mammalia; Carnivora; Mustelidae. Bases 1 to 2652 code for a protein of 883 amino acids. The transcript has 21 exons. The record is from RefSeq and is a predicted model, not a curated record.
AUGAGCACCGAAGCCAUUUCCUUCAGUAUUUAUCGGAAGAUUCGAGGGGUAACAGAAAAGCCCUCACAACCAGGAUUUAUUUGCCACUGUAACAGAUACAAGAUGGUGAUUUGUGUAUCCCUGAUGAUUAGUGAUGUUGAAUACUUUGUCAUGUACUUGUUGUCCAUUUACAAUGCCACGUCACAAGCUUUGGUUCUCUUUGGUGCCCCUAAAGAAGACACUGAGAUUUUUCAUGAAAAUAAAAUGACAAAUACUGAAGGGGUGAAUAAAGGCAUUUACUUUAGCUACCCAUGUCGACGUCAAAGCUGUGCUUUAGUAAACAUCCCAGCACCAUGUGUCAACAAAAUGAUUUCACACAUUGAAGAUUUGGAAUCUAAAAUACAAGAACAUUUGAAACGGUUUGAAACAUCCCUUGAGGAAUGGAGCAGAACUUCUUCCACACAAGACCAGAAGGAAGACUGGAGUAUUGCUACACCAGUGAAAGAGGUUAAACCAGAAGAGAGAGAUAAAAAGUGUCCAGAAUUAAAGCAGGAAAUGGAAACAUUGCUCUCAGAGGCCGUUUAUCUCAUUAAAAGUCUAGAAACUGACCGUGCAGAAGCUGAAGAAGCUUUAAAACAACAAAAAUCAAGAAAGAAAAAGAUUCACAUGAAAAUUGAUUCUUGGUCAAUCUGGAGACUUCAAGAAAUUCCAUUAGCUGUGCAGAAAGAACAUGAGGCCUAUUUGGGAGAUAUUAUAGAAUUACAAUGGCAUCUUGAAGAUAAAGCUUAUCAACUAAAACAUUUUGAGAAACAAAAGGCAAAAUUAGAAGAAGUUAAUGCAAAGCUUCAAGCAGACAUAGACUACAUGAAUGAAUUUGGUCCUCUAAUUAACUCAAAACAGAACCAAGAACUUGAAGCUCUGAAAGAAUUUCAAACAAAGAAAUUUGAGGCAAUGGAAUUAUACAAACAAACUCAAGAAGAACUUGAAGAAGCUAUAGAAAAUGUUGAAAAUGCCAAAUUGAAUGUUAAACAAAUUAAACAAAACAUGGAGCAAGACAUUCAUAAUGAUGAAACAACCAUAGAAGCCUACAAGAGAGAGAUAGAGAAACUUGACAAUCUAUAUCAUCACUACUCUACAGCGGUACAAAAUGUCAGUGUUAGUAUCGAGGAGAACAAAGAAGCAGUGACUGAAGCACUGAAGGAAACAAAGUCAUCAACAAAGGAACUAUCUGAUUUAUCAAAAAUGGUCGAUGAUUUAAAAAAAAAUUAUGAUCAACUAUCCUGGAAGAGAAAAGGUUUUGAAAAGGAGUAUCUGAGUGUACUUAAUGAUUAUUAUGCCGCAAAAAAAUCAUGGGAUAUUGAGCUUUCUAAUAUUGCAAGAGACUUUUCAGAUAUUUCGAUUGCAAAUGCUCAAUUGACAGAAGAAAACAAAAAGCUUGCAAUUGAUAUUGAAACAGUGGCAGGUUUAAUCAAUGAAAGUAUAAAGAAAAAAGCAGAAUUGGAGUCUGAAAUCCAAUCUUUGAUGAAACUAAGGUCCAAAAAUGAAGACUUUCUUAAACAACUGUACAGGGAAGCUUAUCAGCUUGGUGCUGUUUUCCACCUAACCAAAUUUAAAACAGAGGAAUUAGAAGAGAAAAUAGCAGAAGUGAGAAGAAAAUUCAAGGGUAGAGAAGAAUUCUUGAAAAAACUCACACGAGGUGAAGUAGCUAAUGGAAUGAUGAUUCAGAAAAAACUGUAUUCCAUCCAAGAAGAACAGAUACUUGAGAGGCGGGAUCUUUUGGAAAAUAAAGCAAUGUGUACCCUAGCACUGGCAAAACUUGGGACACCUCUACUUCAACUAGAAGCAGAUGCUAUAAGAAUCAGAACUAUCCACAAAGAACAUUCUGAUAUAUUAAAUGAUAUAAUUGAGAGGAGAGACUAUGUUAAAAGAAACGUGGAAAGAACUAAGCAAAAAUUACGAAGAAGGGGGAAGAAAACCCGUGAUGCAAUAACAGAAACUGAGGAAAAACACUCAAUGAUUUUUAGAGAAAUAGAGAACACUAAAAGUAAAACGAUUAUUUAUCUUGCAAAAAUAGAUGAGUUGAAUAAGAACUUAAAAGAAAAAGAGAAAGAAAGUAAUAGUUUUGCUCAGACACUUGAGAGUUUAAAGAAUGAAUUUAUAACCAUGAGAUAUAAAAAGGAGCAUGCACAAGCAGUGUUUGAUCAUCUCAUAAGUGAGAAAAAAAUCUAUGAAGAGAAGCUCUAUGAGGAGGAGCAGAGAUAUCGAACACUAAUUACCAUGAGGCAAAAAACUCUGGCAGAUAUUAAAAAAAUACAAGAUGAUUCUCUAGAAGAAAAUCUACGUUUAGCUCAAGAAUAUCAAAAAUUACAGACUACUUUCUUAACAGAAAAGGACAAUUAUUUCAAUCUAUAUGAUAGACAGUUAUCACUUGAUGCUUCAAUUCGAGAUAAGAAACAGCUCUGUCAGCUGCAAAGAAGGAUACACAAGGUGUGGCAGAAGCACUUCAAACUCGUGGUCCUCUACAGCCAGAUGAGGCUGGCCAAGUUCCAGACAGACUCUCAAGAGAGUAUUCAGAAAAUAUUAGCUGUGCAGGAGGAAUCUUCAAAUUUAAUGCAACACAUCUUAGAUUUCUUCCAGACUUUGACAGAUGGCUCAUGUAAAGACGAUGGUUAA